This is a messenger RNA of Poecilia reticulata (guppy), 3241 nucleotides long. RefSeq names its product LARGE xylosyl- and glucuronyltransferase 2 (gene large2). Gene Ontology annotation, cellular component: Golgi apparatus. Gene Ontology annotation, molecular function: glucuronosyltransferase activity; xylosyltransferase activity. Lineage: Eukaryota; Metazoa; Chordata; Actinopteri; Cyprinodontiformes; Poeciliidae. The record is from RefSeq and is a predicted model, not a curated record. Gene Ontology annotation, biological process: protein O-linked glycosylation via mannose.
CGGGCGGAUCGGAGCGAGGUGAUACUGACCGAAUCCUAACGGAGCCUCAGACCGGGGCAGACCGCGGCCAGUUCGGGGCGAGCUGGCUCCUACUGUCCUCAAGAACCAGCGGAAACCGGAUCUGACAGCUGCUGGCUCUGCCACACCGGCUAGGAGUCGACGGUCCGGGGCUGAACUCCGGGACGGAGUCGGCCUCUUUCCCCCCGGAGCUCCGCAGUACCUCGCGGGGGUUUGUGCUCCUUCGGCCGGCUUUGCUCGCGCUCUGCCUCCGCUGGAUGUGCUAGCAUGACCGCAUGAAGGCGGCUUUUGGGAACCUGCUGGAGCGGAGACCGACCUUCUGGAUCGGAAACAGUGUUAUCUUGAUCUUCUUUCUAUUUCCCGAGGUUUUCCCUGUGAUUCCACAUGGAUUUUUGAACGUUUUCCCGACCUCCUUGGAUUAGCAUAUGGAUAUUCUGCGCUGAGGACACAAGUCGAAGGAACAACCUUGAGAUUUUCAGGCUGGAUUUUUUCCUGAAGUCUUUUCGUCACCGCUCAUCAGUUUUCUCAUGCUGGGAUUUACAUUAGUGAAUCUGAUGAAAGGAUGCUGCAGGGAGCUGAAGACGGACUGAGCCCCACCUGAGCCCCUGACCCGACCCGACCGCCGCCGUCCCAUCAUGCACCUGCUGUGCCGCGGGCGCCUCAAGCUGCUGGUGGCGUCUCUGACCGCCGUCGUCCUGCUCACCUGGCUCUACCUGCUGGCAGGAAACCUGGACAAUGGCCGCUCCCUCCUCUUGGCGCCCUGCUUGCCCGACACGCCCGCCGCACAGGUUCUGGAGCGAGCCGUCCUGGAGUCCCGGGUCCGAGAGGUGGAGGAGGAGAACCGGCAGAUCAAGCUGCAGCUCAGCCAGUCGCAAGGCGCCGCCCAGCUCUCUGACGGUAACUACGGCAACCAGCAGUGGGGCGCGUCGGCGGACACGGUGCCGGAGGACGGCGACAACACGGCGGAGGAGAAGAGCAACCACACAGACUGCUCCCGAUCGCCGCUGGUCCAGAAGUGUGAGCUGAUCCACGUAGCGUGUGUUUGUGCCGGUCACAACGCCAGCAGAGACGUGGUCACUCUGGUCAAGUCCGUCCUCUUUCACAGGAGGAAUCCUCUCCACUUCCAUUUCAUCACCGACUCGGUGGCCAGUCGGAUCCUCGGCUCCCUGUUCCGGUCCUGGAUGGUUCCGUCCGUUCAAGUCAGCUUCUACGACGCUGAGGAGCUCAAGUCCGAAGUCUCCUGGAUCCCCAACAAGCAUUACUCAGGUAUUUACGGCUUGAUGAAGCUGACGCUAACCAAAGCUUUACCGCCCGACCUGGCGAAGGUCAUCGUCCUGGACACCGACAUCACCUUCGCCACCGACAUCGCCGAGCUGUGGGGCAUCUUCAAGAAGUUCACCGACAAGCAGGUGAUCGGUCUGGUGGAGAACCAGAGCGACUGGUACCUGGGCAACCUGUGGAAGAACCACAAGCCGUGGCCGGCGCUGGGGCGGGGCUUCAACACGGGCGUCAUCCUGCUCUACCUGGAGCGGCUCCGGAGAAUCAGCUGGGAACAGAUGUGGCGCCUGACGGCAGAGCGGGAGCUGAUGAGCAUGCUCAGUACGUCGCUGGCGGACCAGGACAUCUUCAACGCCUUCAUCAAGCAGAACCCGGUCCUGGUCCACCAGCUGCCCUGCUUCUGGAACGUCCAGCUGUCGGAUCACACUCGCUCUGAGCAAUGCUACACCGAGGUGUCCGACCUCAAGGUGAUCCACUGGAACUCUCCGAAGAAACUCAGAGUGAAGAACAAACAUGUGGAGUUUUUCAGGAACCUCUACCUGACCUUCCUGGAGUACGACGGCAACCUGCUGCGGAGGGAGCUGUUCGGCUGCCCGAGCCAGGCCAGUCCGGAGAGCGUCCGGCUGCAGGCGGCGCUGGAGGAGCUGGACGAAGACGAUCAGUGCUACGACUUCCGGCGUGAGCGGCUGACGGUGCACCGGGUCCACCUGUACUUCCUGCAGUACGACUACACGCCGGCGGAGGACGACACGGACGUCACGCUGGUGGCUCAGCUCUCCAUGGACAGGCUGCAGAUGCUGGAGGCCAUCUGUAAGCACUGGGAGGGCCCCAUCAGCCUGGCGCUCUACAUGUCCGACGCCGAGGCGCAGCAGUUCCUGCGCUACGCUCAGGCCUCCGAGGUCCUCAAGAACCGCAAGAACGUCGGCUACCACAUCGUCUACAAGGAAGGCCAGUUCUACCCGGUCAACCUGGUGAGGAACGUGGCCCUGAAGAACGCCAACACGCCAUACGUGUUUCUGACGGACGUGGACUUCCUKCCGAUGUACGGUCUCUACGACUACCUCAGGAAGUCGAUCGUCCAGCUGGACGUGGCUCACACCAAGAAGGCUCUGGUGGUCCCGGCCUUCGAGACGCUGCGCUACCGUCUCUCCUUCCCCAAAUCCAAAGCCGAGCUCCUCUCCAUGCUGGACAUGGGGACUCUCUACACCUUCAGGUACCACGUGUGGCCGAAGGGUCACGCUCCCACCAACUAUGCUAAAUGGCGAACGGCGACGACGCCCUACAAGGUGGAGUGGGAGUCGGACUUCGAGCCGUACGUGGUGGUGAGGCGGGACUGCCCCGAGUACGACCAGCGCUUCGUGGGCUUCGGCUGGAACAAGGUGUCCCACAUCAUGGAGCUGGACGCUCAGGAGUUYGACCUCMUGGUCCUUCCCAACGCCUUCAUGAUCCACAUGCCGCACGCUCCCAGCUUCGACAUCUCCAAGUUUCGCUCCAGCUCCAGCUACCGCAACUGUCUGAACACGCUGAAGGACGAGUUCCACCAGGAUCUGUCCAGGAAGUACGGCGCCGCCGCCCUCAAGUACCUGACGGCCCAGAGGAACAUGUGAGCUCCAGACGGAGCGCUGAGGCCCGGAGCGCGCCGGCGCCGGCGGCCCGACGYGGCGGGUGGCGCGUCUGGUGGAACCGUGAAGCUUUAUGGGCCGGCACCGGCGGCGGCGGCGAAGGCCCGGAAGCAGGAAAACAGGAACCAUAGCGGUUUUCACUUUGUUCUGACAAUCAGGGCUUUUCCCACUGGGAACCGGUCCGGACCCGGCGCUCCGGGUCGGGGGGAAACCAGGCGAACUGGAGAACGAUUCAAGCCUUAUCAACUCCAUGACAUUUACAAAGAUAUUUAAUAACACGUUUUUGUUUUUUAAGGCAUAAAUCUGAACCAAUGAUAGCGAAA